Aspergillus calidoustus is the source of this 1746-nucleotide messenger RNA. NCBI's taxonomy places the organism in Eukaryota, Fungi, Ascomycota, Eurotiomycetes, Eurotiales, Aspergillaceae. The record is from the annotation of a GenBank genome assembly.
AUGACCUCUGCCUGGAUCAGCUUGAAGAAACCCCCUUUAUAUGGGAACGGUCAAAGCAGUUAUCGGAAUCUGCCAGAGGCCGAGCGUGCUAAUCUCGGCCUCAGUCUUGGAAGAGGGUUCAAAACAUUAGGUGGAUUGCAAAUCAUGCAGAUAAAUGAGGCAUUGACAAUUAUUCUUAGGGUAGGUUUAUGUCAGUCAUACACGCUGCAGAGGAAUUCCGAAACUGUAUUUGAAGAGAGCCUUCCCGUGGACUCUACAGCUGCGCGAGUAUUUUAUCUUUGGGUGGCAUUCAAGGAAUCCUACUCCGAUAACGUUCUACCCGGCCCCGCGCUUCUCACGGAGGAAGAGCUCGGUGAGCUUGCUCAGCGCAUUGGGGAAGAUCUGGACAUAUUACGGUCAUUGGAUGAAGAUCAAAUGAAAGAUGUUCUCAAUAGGAUCUACAAGGCGAGAUAUUUGCACGAUUAUACUAUAUUGCCAGCUAUUGAUUUUGUGAACAUCGAUCUCGACGCUCCUAUCACCGGUUCUAACGACUCUGCCAACGCUGCCAACGAGCACCCAACACCGGUAAAUUUCGACGACUUCCUUAUAUCAGACGGACCCGAGACGGAAGCGGGAAACCGAGAUAUAUUAGGGAUACCGAACAAUACUACGCAUACUGAAAAUACCCCUGAAGUCGCUGAAAGUGAGAGGGUUAUGAGUUUCGAGACAUCCUCUACGGAAAUUAACGCAGUCUCUUGCUAUCCUACCCCCUCUAGCGAUGGCCUUGACUCUCCCCGACCGCAGAAAAUGCCUACACGCUCUGAUUUUCCGCGGACCUCCGAUCACAGGCGAGUAAAUGGUAGGAAUAUCCAAAGGCAAAGGAAGAAAGCCGGAGCAAGGAUAAAGUUGGAUCCGAUUGCUAAAGCCCUAUUGAAGGGUUACAACUCCGAGCUUAAUGACGAAGCUAUUAGAAAAGUCCUUACAGCGGAAGCUUGUUUUCUCCCCCCAAAUCUUCAGACAUUAAGAUCUCUUUCAGAUCAAUGGCAUAACAAUGUGUCGCAGGGCCGGCAUGCACUUGGCCUUCCCACGGAGUGGGUAGGCAUACAGGCGGCAUGGAACUAUGUGAAAGAGCUGGAAGCCAAAACUCUUGAUCCUGUGGCGGAGAAUGUUGCAUAUCUUCUGUUCCAUUUCAACUACAAAGAGCUCUGCAAGCGCCCCAAGAAAUAUUGUCCCCGUCCUCCCAACACGCACGAGAGGUCCACAACCCAUGUCCUUAACUGCAUCAUCGAGGCGGCAUACCCUGAUGACGGUUUCCGAGGGUUAGAAGGUGAACAACUUCGCAGACAGUUAGGUUAUAUCAUUCGAAAGGGCCAGUGGUGUUGGCAAGUCGUGGCGAGCCUAGGUUCUGGGGUAUUGCUCAGAGGCGAAUGGUUGGAUAAGAUGUAUAAUGAAACAUUCUCGGCUGCAUGCGUAGAUGCGCUUGUCACUUAUAUUUCAAAUGUUCGCCCGGGGACUACUCGCCUGUUUCGCUCGUUGGAGCCAACCAUGAAAACCCUCAUGUUUGGGCGCCUUCCCGAUUUCAUUAAAGUCUUUCGAACUAGUGGAAAUGACCUUCAAGAUCAGCUCUGUACAGCAUCUACUGAGGAUGAGAAAGCUUGGGCGACCCAAGUAACGGAGAGUAGAUGGGACCAAAUUAACGCCAGACAGAUUGCAAAGGAGAGAAUCUCUGACUUUUCCUACCUAACCCAGAGGUCUGUUUUGUCAUGA